Strongylus vulgaris is the source of this 741-nucleotide messenger RNA. The record is from the annotation of a GenBank genome assembly. Lineage: Eukaryota; Metazoa; Nematoda; Chromadorea; Rhabditida; Strongylidae.
AUGCAGUUUAGCGCGGGCGAUGAAGACAUCGAUCUCGUUCCUCUCAGUGAAUUUUAUGCCACUGCUCCAGAAACUGUAUCUCGUCCAGAAGUGACAAAAACCAAUGAGCAUGAGCAACGACUGGCUAGAUUGACUUGGGAAAUUGCUCAACGAAAAGCGCUCGUAGACACCCUAACUGAGCAAGAAGGUCGUCGAAACGUGUUGAUCAGCAGCAUAAACGGAAAGGAGCAGAGGCUCAAAAGUCUUCGCUCUAAGAUUUCAACGCUAAUGGCGUCGGCUAAACCGGUACAAGAAGCAUUGGGAGUUGGUAAUGCUUCGGCCUCCUCUGCUGAGCAACGAUCUCUCUUUUCCUUACUUCCACAUGAUCUCUCCGUGCUAUACGUACAGGCAGAGGCUUACAGAGAUAUCAUGGAAGACGCAAGUAUGCAAGUGGUUAUUCGCGGCGAUCCAAAUGAAGCUCUGCGCUUAACGCGACGACAGAAAGAAGAAUGGGAAGAAAAGGAUAAUAGCGAUGAUGAUGAAGGUAGCGAUAAUGAGAGGCGUCAUCAUGGUGUUGUGUCGGAUCGGCUCGAGCUCAACAAGAAGACGGUGACACAGCCAUAUCCAAUUUACUUAAAAAUCGAGAUUGGAUGUCAAGAUGAAGUUAAAGUCGCUUUAAAGUUGUACUAUCUACCGGAAUUGCGCGUUACUUGUAUGAAAUACAAAAUUACUGGUAAAUUGCCGACACACGGCUGUCUCUAA